This is a messenger RNA of Trichophyton rubrum CBS 118892, 1464 nucleotides long. RefSeq lists its product as uncharacterized. Gene Ontology annotation, cellular component: division septum; cytoplasm; nucleus. The coding region runs from base 1 to 1464 and encodes 487 amino acids. The record is from RefSeq and is a predicted model, not a curated record. Gene Ontology annotation, biological process: septin ring organization; establishment of cell polarity. NCBI's taxonomy places the organism in Eukaryota, Fungi, Ascomycota, Eurotiomycetes, Onygenales, Arthrodermataceae. Gene Ontology annotation, molecular function: guanyl-nucleotide exchange factor activity. The transcript is spliced from 4 exons.
AUGGAGGGAAUGAACGGGAAUCACAUCAUGGCGGAGGACAACAUCAUCAAUCGGCGAGGCGGAGAGUCGCUGUUCCAGAACUGCAGCAACCUAAAGAAGCGGCUGGCUGAGGUCCCUGGUUUCGAGCCUCACUUGGCCGAAAUGCAAGAGUUGGAUAAAGCUAGCGAUGAGAACGACCCUGUCGCCUCGGUGUGGAAGUGUCUACGGCAAGGGUAUCCAUUGAUGACGAUAUACAAUGCCACCCACCCGUCAGAACCCCUCUCAAUCGAUGAGAACAAGCUACAGGAGCGGAACAGACCGAAGGCUGCGACUUUCAAGUUCCUUCAGGCCUGUCUGCAGGUACUCAAAUUCCCACAGCAGGAAUGCUUCCUCAUCACAGAUCUUUACGGUGACAGCACCACUGGUUUCGUAAAGGUCAUAAAAAUGGUCAACAGAGUAAUAGACAUACUCGAGCUUCAAGGCCAACUGUACAAUAAAGUCUCGCCAUCGACAUCUUUGCCUUCCGAAGGAGGAAAGACGAAACUCACCCGGAGAGAACACAUCCUAAAAGAAAUGCUCGAAACCGAACGAGACUACGUCCACCAUCUUCAAAACCUCCAAGCGCUCAAGAAAGAGCUCGAAGAAACCGGCGCUUUGACCGGUGAUGUCAGCCAUCAGAUCUUCCUCAACCUCAACAACCUACUCGACUUUACUCAACGGUUCCUCAUCCGGAUGGAACAGCAUAAUGCACUUCCAGAAGAAACCCAAAACUGGGGCGACCUCUACCUGAGUCAUCACAAUGGCUUCCUUCAGUAUGAGCCUUUUAUCGCCAAUCAACCCCGCUGUGAUCAGAUCUGCCAGAGGGAAUGGGAUAAGAUUCAUUCCGCACCCCGAUCCCCGGAUCUUCAACAGAUGGUCGCCCAGUUAUCAACGCUCAAUGGAUUCUUCGUAAAGCCGUUCCAGCGCCUUACUAAGUAUCCUCUGAUGCUCAUGGAACUUCGAAAACAAACAGAAAACCCAGGCCUUGUUUCUGACAUUGGCGAGGCCAUUAACAUGAUCCAAUUAAUUCUAGAUAACGCUAACCGCGCGAUCUAUAAAGAGCACCUGGUCUCCGCAGUCGAAGACCUUUCACAACGAGUAGAGGAUUGGAAAGCUCUUAAGCUUGACCAAUUCGGCGACUUAUUGCGAUACGGAACGUUUACCAUCCUGAAAGGCGAUAGUGGCAAAGACGCAGAAAGAGAGUAUCACAUAUAUCUGUUCGAGCAGAUCCUUCUCUGCUGCAAAGAUAUCUACCCAGCCAAGCAGAAGAGCAAGCUCAUGGGGAAAGAGAAAGUCGUCCCAAACCCCAAAGUGAAACCAAAGCUACAGCUCAAGGGCAGAAUUUAUAUGACGAAUGUUACCGAAAUAUUAUCACUUUCAAAACCAGGUUUGUUACUAUCCUUUGUGGCAUGGAAUUCUAAUCAUGGUUCUAACAAACUUGAUUAG